AUGGAUGUUUUUAUUGAUCUGCAGAAUGUGAUUAUCGGUGGAUUAAGUACAUUUCAUGAUGUGUUCAAUGUUACAUGUCGUUCAACUGAACAACCACACAACAACUGUGGUAUAUGCAAAGCAUGUCUUGUUAAUCAACAACUACAUUUUUCAAAAGAAUGGUGGUCAAGAAGUGGCGAUUUAACAAGAAGACGUUUUUUAUUGGCACUGAUUAGUCGGAUCCGACCCGAGUUACUUGAACAUUUAGCACAAAUACUUAAACCAUUUGUUGAAUCAAAAGAUUUUACCUAUGCUCGAAAUAAAUUUUUACCAUCAAGCGUCCAUGAUCGAUUUGGAACUUCCGGAGAUCGUUGCUUGGAUCCGUCGAAAGUUCAUGAAGAUUCAGUGAUUAUCUUAAAUUGGUUUAAAAGUCAAGAUAAAUAUACCCAAUGUUCAUUUUUGUUAACUAUAUUACAAUGGUGUGAAUAUCAUCUCAUAUUUGCUGCAGCAAUGACAAUUAUAUCUAUACAAGAAAUAGAUUCUGAUGAUGAAGAUGAUGUUGAGAAUGGAACGUCAAAAUCAAAACGUCUAGUAUUAUCAGCAAGUAGUGCACGAAAUAAUAUUGGUACUUCUAUACUUAAAAAUGAACGACUUUUGCGUCCCAAAACAGCAUCAGCCGCUGAUUCUCGACAAAAAAGUGUCACAAAUGUUUCAUUUGCAUCAAUGAAUGAUAGUAGACUAGCUGAUGAGGAUUCUGAAACAGAAGGAUUUACAAGUACAACGAAUACACAAUUACACGUACCAAAAUACAAAGAUUUUAUACGACAAUUGCCCAUCUAUUUAGCUAAACAAAUUUUACAUUUGUUGGAUAAAAAAGCAUUGAAUCAAUGUAAGCUGGUCACACAUUAUUGGAAAAAAUUAACUAUCGAAAUAGACGAUGAAAUAUUAAUGAAAAAAUUAUUACUUGAUGAUAUGAUGUUACUUCAGAGUACAGUUGCUCAUCAAUGUAAUCCUCGAUUCGCCCACGAUACACUUGUUCCUGUUCCCGAUUGUUAUUCACAAAUCAGUAUACCAAAAAAAGAUAGUGAAGAUGCAUCACAAACAAAGGGAACUAAACAAGUUGUUUGGAGCAAUCUUUAUACACAAGCCGGUUUGCCUAUUCGACUUGUUUUAAUGGAAGAACGAAAUAUUUAUUGUGGAUCAUAUAAUGUUCUUCUUUUAAAAGACAAUCGUGAUCAUCGUCGUAUUGUUAAUAUGAGUGGUGAAUCAAUGGUUGCAAUAGCUUCUCGUGAUAGUCGUGUUCGAUUUAUUGAUAUGAAUACCGCCCAAGAACGACCACUUGUACUAGUUGGUCAUGUAGCAUCUAUUCACUGCAUCUAUAUGCAAGAAUCAAGAAAAAGAAUAUUUACGGGAAGUUAUGAUCUAACUGUUCGUUGUUGGAGUCUUGAAACUGGUCGGUGUAUCAAAUUAUUUCACGGUCAUGAACGUACAGUGACAUGUCUAUCGGUCUAUUUUGAUUUGAUUGCGGCAGGCGGAAAUGACAAUUGUUGUUUAGUUUGGCGUUACAAACGACGUCGUCCAUGGAGAACAUUUAAACAUAAACAUCCGGUGACUGCUGUGGCUAUUAACGAUGAUAUGACAAUAUCAGGAGAUGUUCAUGGGAAAAUAAAACUAUGGCACAAUUUAAGUGGAAAUUUAAUAAAGAUUCUCAAACAUCGUUCUUGUAUAACAAGUGUUAAAUUUGACAAAUGGCAUAUUGCAAGCGCAUCACACGACACCUACGCCAGUUUAUGGUCAUCACAAGGAAAUUUUAAACGACCAUUAUGUACAUUUAGACAUCCAAAAGAAGUACUAUGUAUGGAAUUUGCUUAUCUCCGAUUAUUAACUGGUUGUGCUGAUGGAAAAAUUCGUAUAUGGAGUGUAUUGAAUGCACACUGUCUUCGAGUUAUGAGAGGAAACAGUUUGUCUGAUCCGGUUGUUAGUCUUAUCGCUACACCAAAUCGAAUAUUAAUAAAUACCGAAAAUAGUUUAUUAUUAAUGAAUUUUGAACAAAUCGAUUUUGAUUAUAAUCUAAAAGAAGAUUCAGCAUCCGCUAUGCAUUUAAUUCAAUCAGAAAAUACGAAAAAACUUGAACCUGUCCGUCCAUAUUCUGUUACACGAGCAAGACGCGCUGAUAGUAUACACGCAUCGUCAAGACGUUUAUUUGAAGAUAAUACGUCGACACAACCAUCGCAUAGUACAGGACUACUGAAUGCGAAAGAGUUUAAGAGAGCGAAAAAAGCACAAACUCGACCACAUCCAAUAUCAUCUGCUCGUUCAAUAUCGACGAAUAAAAGUCGUGUCCGACUUGACUCAAGAACAACAAAUACUGAUAUCGAAGAAAAAUAUUCAAACAAAAAAUCGACAACAAAUGAGCAGAGAUCAUUGAGUGAACAAACUGGAAAUGUUAAAAUCUUGUUUGAUAACGUCGAUGUCGGUUUGGAUUUGUCGUUAGAUGAAACAAAAGAACUGCUAAAACGUCAAAUGAGAAUGGGUGAAGGAAAAUUACCUGAAGAAUUCCGCACAAUGGUCGAAUUUAUUCGACAAUCACCGUAUUAUAGAAUACACUCCAGUCAAGAUGAUAAUAUUUACCUUGAACAUAACAGUUUGAAACAAACCAUCAGUAAUCGACCACCAUCAUCACCAAGUAAGAUUGAUACAAAAGUCAAGUUAAAACAACAUCAAACACAAAAGCGAGUCGAACAAUUGAAAAUCGGCUUUUACAAAGACGAUGCUGAAGAAGAAAAGAGACGUCAAGAGUAUUUACAACUUGAACGUGAGGAAAACGAGCGAAAAAAGGAGAAACUGCCAGUAUUUGGUCAUUAUGAAAUAAUUUAUCGUCGACCGGCUCAAAUGCCGCGAUCAAACAAUGAAUUUGAACGAAGUAUGAUAAGUUUUCACAGAGUAAAUGAUAAUGAAGAAAAACGGCUUAGAGCACAAUCGGCUAGACAGCCUGCGACACAAUUACCAGUACCAGUAAAACGUCAAAUUCAUACAAGCGAAAGUGAAAAUCGUCAAUUAUCAUCGUUAGACAGUGUAGCUGGCAUACAAUUAAAAACAACAUCAAUUCAUGAAAAAAUAGUUAAACAUGGUCGAACAACGCAUACAGUGAUCGUUGGAUACGUUUCACCUUACACAUCACCUCUAAGACGAGAUCAAUUAAAUUUGAAAACAUUGGAAGAAGUUGAACAAACCAUAAAACAAAUAAAAGAUAUUCAACAAAAAACUAUUCCAUUGAAAUACUCGACAAUUCAAACGUAA
Didymodactylos carnosus is the source of this 3279-nucleotide messenger RNA. NCBI's taxonomy places the organism in Eukaryota, Metazoa, Rotifera, Eurotatoria, Philodinida, Philodinidae. The record is from the annotation of a GenBank genome assembly.